GGCAUUAAUAUGCAGAUGACAUGAAGGUUGGUGGUGUUGUAGACAGUUAGAAGUAGAUUACAACAGGACAUUGAUAGGAUGCAGAACUGGGCUGAGAAGUGACAGAUGGAGUUCAACCCAGAAAAGUGUGAAGUCAUUCACUUUGGAAGGGCAAAUUUGAAAGCAGAGUACAAAGUUAAUGGCAGGAUUCGUAGCAGGGUGGAGGAAUAGAGAUAUUUUGGGGUCCACAUAUAUAGGUCCCUCAAAGUUGCAACACGUGUUGAUGCGGUGUUUAAGAAGGUGUGCACGUCAAAGGAUUGAGUUGAAGAGCUGCAAGUUUUCACCAUAUGUUAAUGUGAAGAGUGAACAGUAAAUGGUUAAUCUUACUGCGAUCUGGUUCUUAUUAACUGUGGUUUAUCUCGACAUUAAAUUCGGCGUUUCGUGACACGCGAAGGAGAACGUUAUAGUGAAAAAGCGGCAUUAUCAGGUGUUUCAAGUGCUGCAAUGUCAGCUCAAUCCAGCAUCAAGUCGACGCCGCCCAGCGACAAGGGCAGUAAACCGACAUCAAGUAAGCCCACCCAGGCAUUAUCAGGUGUUCCAAGUGCUGCAAUGUCAGCUCGAUCCGGGAUCAAGUCGAUGGCGCCCAGCGACAAGGGCAGUAAACCAACAUCAAGUAAGUCCACCCAGGCAAGAGCCAAGGCAGAAGCCGCCAAGGUGCGACUGCGUUACGCCAGACAAAAAGCAGUUUUGAAAAUGAAACUGGCCAUCAGAGAAGCCGAAAUCCAGAAAGAACUGGCCAUCAGAGAAGCCGAAAUCCAGAAAGAAAAGGCUGCCAGAGAAGCCGAAAUCCAGAAAGAAGCCGAAAAGGCUGCCAGAGAAGCCGAAAGGGCUGCCAAAGAAGCCGAAAGGGCCGCCAGAAAGGCAGAAGCCGCCAAGGUGCGACUGCGUUACGCCAGACAAGAAGCAGUUUUGAAAAUGAAACUGGCCACCAGAGAAGCCGAAAUCCAGAAAGAAAGGGCCUCCAGACAAAGAGAAGAGGCUGCCAGAGAAGCCGAAAUCCAGAAAGAAAGGGCCUCCAGACAAAGAGAAGAGGCUGCCAGAGAAACCGAAAUCCAGAAAGAAAGGGCCGCCAGACAAAGAGAAGAGGCUGCCAGAGAAGCCGAAAUCCAGAAAGAAAGGGCCGCCAGAGAAGCCGAAAAGGCUGCCAGACAAAGAGAAGAAGCUGCCAUGGCGGAAGCAGAGUACAUAGAAGAAGCUGAAGGGUCGCGUGAUCUGACCGAAGCAAGAUCUACUUUAGAAAGGACCAGACUGGAACGCACAAGCGACUAUGUACAAUCUCAAAUAGACAGGCAGGCUCGUCUCCCCUCUCCAUACGUAUUCGAUAACUUCCCCAGCUACGAGGAACCUCAGAGAGUCACGAUUGCAUCACAUCCAUACGAGGAAGGAAAUUUACCCUCACGGCUCCGUGAUGAAGUCAAGAAUGAAAGAACCGACAACGCUCCUUCACCCCCACAACAGGACGGCGGGGAGGGAGAGUUUCACUCCAGGACAACAAUUGUCAGCUCGAACUGUACAGAAGUUUGCGGUCAAACUCAGUCAAGCCGUUCUUGUUCCAAGAUCUGUCUCACUGAGGUGUACCCUAAAGAAGCACAACAAGACAUUACCAAGCGUAAAGUAACCGACGAGACGCUAGGUCAGUCAGUCUUCGUUGAAACCGAGCACGGAAACAAACUUGCACAAUCAGCUCAAGAUACCAUUUCUUUAAAACCCAAAGACACCAAGGUCUUCAGAGAUGAAGCAAAUAAUGGGGUUGCCCCAUUGCCUUUCAGAGAACCACGCCAGCGCUCACCAGAUAACAAAGAGCAGGCAGUCAAACGGUUCACGUCCUUAUGGAAAACCCAGAAAAGGAAACCUGAGAUGCAGCAACGCACCCAAUUGGCCCACGAGGUAUUGUGCACCCUAAUGGCAGAGGUCACAGCCAUUAUAAACGCACAAUCAUUCCUACCUGUGUCUUCUGACCCAGAAAACCCCUUUAUACUUUUGCCAUCAACGCUCCUUACGCAGAAGGCAGGAGCACCUCCUCCACCAGGAGACUUCUCAGACAAGGAUUUGUACACAAAGCAAUGGAGACAAGUCCAGGCUCUGGCAAAUCAGUUCUGGCCUCGCUGGAGACAAAAAUAUCUACCUUUGUUGCAACAGAGAGAAAAGUGGACAGAACCCCGAAGGAAUCUUCAAGUUGAAGACUUAGUCCUGCUCAGGGACAAGCAAAUCGCCCGCAACAGCUGGCCAAUGGCCAGAAUCACUGCUACAUUCCCUAGCGGGGAUGGACAUGUCAGGAAGAUCGAAUUGAAGACUACCGACCAAGGCGAUGUGAAAAUUUACCAAAGGCCAGUUACAGAAGUUAUUCUACUUCUACCCAAUGACUGAUUAAGAGACUAAGUUUUGUACUCUGCUCAUUGUGACCUUACGAAGGUCAAGCGGGGAGUGUGCUGUCUUUACGACAGUUAUUUAGUUUAUAAUAUUUUCGCUUAGUAAUUCAUUCAAUAGUAUUUUCUAGUUAGAAUUAGAAGUGUUUAAAGUAUAUUCAUUGCAUGUAAAAUAUAUCGGCAGGCGAUGACGUCACAUCCGGUUUCACCGCGUCUUGUGGGAAAAUACCGGUUUGAAAUUAGCGCGAGGGUGGGGGCUUACCACGAGGCUCACCUGAGCAGAAGUUGUUUUGCAGGCAUGAGAAAUCACAGUGAGAGCAACGCUGUAAGUUAAUAGAUAAUCGAUAUAUUGAACUAAGAUGUUAAUGCCGAUCCUGUUAGAAGUAACGACGGUAGAUAAUGUUUAUGCUUUCGUUAGUUAAAGAGUCGCGGAUAGUUUGCAUGGAAGUGUAUUUAAAGUAGUCAAUGGAGCAGGUAAACUCUCCCUGUAUACUGCACCUUAGUGUAAUGUAGUUAUAGUCACCUUUGCAAGUAUUUACACUUGAAAUGUGAUAUUAAGGAAGGAACAAAUACUGUAUCAAUCUUGUAUUGUUUUAUCAACAGUUUUCACCAUAUGUUAAUGUGAAGAGUGAACAGUAAAUGGUUAAUCUUACUGCGAUCUGGUUCUUAUUAACUGUGGUUUAUCUCGACGUUAAAUUCGGCGUUUCGUGACACGCGAAGGAGAAC
Messenger RNA from Hypanus sabinus (Atlantic stingray), 3131 nucleotides. RefSeq names its product plectin-like. NCBI's taxonomy places the organism in Eukaryota, Metazoa, Chordata, Chondrichthyes, Myliobatiformes, Dasyatidae. The record is from RefSeq and is a predicted model, not a curated record. Bases 484 to 2406 code for a protein of 640 amino acids. The transcript has 2 exons.